CACCAAAACCAGACAAAUGGAUAUGAAGACACACCAGAAGUAGCCAUUCAUGGUUUUGUGACUUAUCCAAGUAGCUAAAAGUUGGCGAAAGAGAAUCUUCUUCGUCUUCGUCUUCUUCUUCUUCUUCUUUCUCUUUUUGAUCUUUUUCUUUUUUUGACAGCAACCACUCUUGUUGCCAAAUAACAAUGUGCUCUUGUCUCUCUCUCUCUCUCUCUAUGUCUUGGCUAGUCUUUUUCUUAUCUACGUUUCUGUGUAUACAUUUGCCCCAGAAAGAGAGGAAGAGAAGAGAAGAUAGAUGGAGGGUGAAGAGAAGUUCCCGGCGGCGACUUCUUUACAGUGUUACAGCUCAAGAAUAAUGUCACCGGAGAUUGUGGAGAUAGCAGAAGAAAUUAGCAUGAUGAGUAAAAGAGAAGUAUCGCAGGAUGUUUAUGUGGCGGUGGGAAAAGACGAUUUAGAUGUGGUGAAAUGGGCUCUGGAUCAUUUGGUUUCCCCAGGAACAAAACGACUCUUUCUUCUCCAUGUAAAACCGCCUUUAACUUACAUCUCUACACCAGUGGGAAGGUUAUCAAGGAAUCAACUGAGCCAAGAACAAGUGGGAGUAUAUAUCAAUGAAGAGAAUAACAGGAGAAGAAAUAUGUUGCACAAGUACAUUCGAAUGUGUAAUGAAUCAAUGGUGAUGGUGGAUAUAAUGCUCCUUGAAAACAAUGCAACAACUAAAGCAAUUAUUGAUCUUAUUCCUGUUCUCAACAUCACAAAUCUUGUCAUGGGAACAAAACGUCCACCUUCUUCCAGACGAGGAAGGAAAAAAUUGCGUAAAGGAGAAGUUGUAAAGAAGAAUGCGCCAGAGUACUGUGAGGUUACAAUUGUUCACAAUGGUAAGAAAGUUGAAGAAAAUGAAGCAGGAUUAGAAGAACUUGAAAGCAGUUUCUUUGACUGUAUAUGUUUUUCAGCAGGAAAGCUCAACUCUAAUAACUGA
Molecule: messenger RNA, 976 nt
Organism: Carica papaya (papaya)
Lineage: Eukaryota; Viridiplantae; Streptophyta; Magnoliopsida; Brassicales; Caricaceae
Product: U-box domain-containing protein 54-like
Source: RefSeq, a predicted model, not a curated record